Messenger RNA from Amoebophrya sp. A120, 3687 nucleotides. The record is from the annotation of a GenBank genome assembly. NCBI's taxonomy places the organism in Eukaryota, Dinophyceae, Syndiniales, Amoebophryaceae.
UUAAGUAGUACCGACGACGUCCAAUUCUAUGUAAGCGCCCAUUUUGUAUUACAUCAAUUCUUCUUCAGGUGCCGACUUUACGGCGUUUUUAAGAGCUACAUUUUAUAUCUAUAGCAGGGGUCGAGUUCUUUCGAGAGCUCGUAUCUCUGUGUCAGUAUUUUUUCUUCGUUGGAGGGUCCUUACGAGAAAUAAAGUUCAUCCUAUUCCCCAUGAGAAUUCGAAUAGUUGUAGCACCAAAGAGAAUUUUCAGUAUAGUGUAAGUGAUAAAACUCUUUAUCUCUUUGUGUUUCUUGCAAAAACGGACCGCAAACAUUGCAUGACUCCCCAUCUUCUUCCUAUGCUGCUUUGAUUCGGGAGCCGAAAGGAAUAGCAUCUGACGACUCUUUUUCGAUCGCGACGUGACAUCAUGUCGAAGUAUUGUUUUUUUUUUUUGCGUUCUUUGUAUUUUGUUCAACUCCAAAUUCAAAAACACAAGCACAAGCAGUACUGGAAUGAUCAUGACUUCGUAGUUGAGUAAAUCUACCUACCUACCUUUUACCAACAGGUCGCUCGUCUUUGUCCGUGUGCAGGUUUCUGUUUGUCUUCAUUUCCAAACUUAUUCAAUUUUCAGGUAUAAUUCAAGCCGAGGCGGGCAGAGUAAUUCUGCCGGCCACAACAGCAAAGGAAAGCAACACGACACAACAAGUUCACAGGACGGAGACCCAGCGUGCAAAAUAUUCGUGGGCGGACUCGCGCAGACGACAACGGAAAGCCAAAUAAUGAAGUAUUUCGAGCAGUAUGGGACAGUUGACAGGAAAGAACUCUUCAUCGCGCGGGGUUUCGGCUACAUCACGUUUCACCAGUCGCAGGCGGUAGAACGCUGCUUGAACAAAAACGAUUACGGGCACCAGAUCAGCGGAAAAUGGGUAGACGUCAAAAGGUCGUUCCCACCGCGGGACUUAUCGCAGUUUGGCGGAAGUAUAACUUGGCUUCAUUGAUUUUUCGCCAUCAUGUCUUACAAAGCAUAGGCAUACUACACGGACUUGAUGGAACCCAGUCUGCUCAGACUUCUUUAUUGAUGAUAAAGCCAUGUUUAAUCCAUACCAUAAUCCCAGCGUUUCCGCUAGAAAAUAAGAAAGCCUUUAUCACGACGACAUACUUAACAGAAAAAGGCGGCGGUAAGGGAGGCGAACAGUCUUCAAGUGGAGCACCAUCGGGUCGAGCAGAGGCAGAAGCACCCUCCCGGGGCGCCGGUGGCAAAAACCCAAAAAAGCCGGUUACGGUUACCGCACCUCCGCAGCAGCCUUCCCGGGGUGUGCAAGAGGAUUCACGAGUCACGGAGCUUUGCGCCAUGGGCUUUAGCAUGAAGCAGUGCAAGCGCGUGCUGUACUGAAAUUUGCUGUUGUGUUUUACUAUUUCUGGCCUGCCAACUUUAACUUCUUAAUCUUAAUCUUUUUCUGUUGGAUUUCGGCAGAAAUAGGUCGGAAAAAUGAUGUUGAGUCUGAUGUUUUUCAAAAAAAAAAACAGUGGCAAUUGCGGUUGGGACGUCAAUAAAGCAUUGGAUAAGUUGCUUGAAGAGGGAGUCGAAGCGGACCCGGACCAAGAUGCCAAGGGCUCUAGCAAGUAUGCAUUUAUUUGCGGUGUUUUUCAACAUGAUCUGCAACUUUUCAUGAACGACAACAAACGAAUGCGUGGACGGUUCUGCGCAUUGAGUUUUUGACCGGUCAUUUAUUUCAGAAAAAAUGGUAAAAAGAUACAAAUUACGAAUUGAAAGCGGAGCCAAUAAAACAAAAAGAAAUUUACGUAUAUAAUCAAACGCAUCCAUGGAUUAAUUUCAGGAGCGGCAAAGUAGGUGCAGAAACGUUAUCGACCGCAUCCGACAGCGUCGAGGAGCCAGAGGAAACGCAGGAACCAGAUAAACCUCCGGAAAGAGCAGAAAAACCCGCACCGGAGACGACAAAGCCAACGACCACUGGAAAAGGUAUAUACUAUAUAGUUUUCCAAAGCUAGCUACUCCUACUUCUGCACAACUUCACAGUAAAGCUCCUGCUUGUGAGAAAUAUUCUCAAUGGAUGAAGGGUUUCUGAUGCAUGCGAGAGAAGCAGAAUGAAGAGGCAACGUAGAAGAAUCUCGGUAAGAAAAAUACCAUUAAAUAAAUCUUCACCUAAACAAACUUCUGCAACAGGUGGCAAGAAAUCGGCAGCGAAAAGUCCGACGCAAACGGACGGUUACUCAGGGAAAAACUCCACGAAGGCGUCGAGUACCAAGGAUCUUUCGACCGGCAGCUCUGUCACGACGACGGCUGACAGCUCCGCUAAAGAAGACUAUUACACCUCCAGCAACGGGUGGGGCAACAACAAUAGUUCUGCAGCCACCAACGGCAACAACAGUUCUGCGAAUACUUACCACCAAGCUGGCGCAAAACAGGGCGCUUCCGCGAACGGAGGAUCUUCCUACAACAAUACUCAGCAAUCGACUUCUCCCUUCCACAAGGACCGUGCUUCGAACGCGCAGCAAGCUUCCCAACAGCAAGAGCAGCAACUUUCUCAACAGCAGGUUUCCAACGCAAAUAAAGGUGGAAACAAUAGUGCUGCCACUAACAUGGGUCAACAGCAACAGCCGAACGCAAUGCAGCAGCAGGCGCAACAGCAACCUCAGGCCGCUGUCCAGCAGCAGCAAGCGCAGCAGCAACAACAGGUCGUUUCUCAGCAGCAGCAACAGCAGCCGGUUUCUCAACAGCAGGUGGCCGCUGCGCAGCAACAGAAUGCGAUGCAGCCGGUGAACCAACAGCAAAAUGUGAACCCACAGAUGAACAACGCCGCUCAGCAGCAGUACAACCAGCAGCACGAUCAGGCACGAAUGAACAACGGUUACAGCAGUCCGGACCGCAUGUCGGGCUGGAACAGUUUGAUGGACCCAAAUGGACACCAGGCGAAUGCAGGCUACGACCAAACGCAGCAGCAUCAGCAGCACAUGCAAGGCCAGCAGCAGAUGCAGCAGGGAGGACAGGCGCACCAACAACCGCAGCAGCUGCAGCAGCAGGGUACUAUAUCGAUCAUCAGCAAGUAGAAUCGGACUUCUUGUGGUCAGACUUCAUGUGUUCGUUUUCCUUUAAUUGAUGCAGUCGAUUGUUGAUCCUGGUGCUGAUGGCUGAACCGGGCGUCGAGUUUUUUAUUGCAUCUUACGAAUUGUUCAAGUUCAUCUCAUUUAUCCGUUUGAACGCUGCGAAAUAAAGCUCUGCUGCUUUUCUAUUGUUGUUUGCUUCCAACUAAUUUCAGGUUACGAACAGCACUACUCUGGGUAUUACAACCAGCAGGCGCAGCCGCAGGCACACGAACAACAAGGCCACUACAAUCAGCAGCAGUAUGAGCAGCCCCAACCUGCACAAGAGCAACUGCAGCGCAUCACAGUACAAGCUUCCGUCCAUUGACCUUGAUGUUUUUUUUCAUUUUUUUUUUUUUGCAUGCACCUGCACGAGAACUGUGAAGUAUAUUUGCAGGAGUCAGAACCGGUAGUUUUUGUCCUUCAGCAACGGGCCGAAAAAGAACAGAAGUUGCAAUGAAUAGAUCUCGUGCAGUCGUGGAAGAAUGAAAUAUGAACCUGUACAGGUCAAGCCGCAACUCCCGUACUCCCCGCAGCAAGAGCAAUACAACGCAGGCCAACAGUUUUUGGCGAUCCCGCCAGACCUCAAUCAGCAGAUCGAAGUGA